Venturia canescens is the source of this 960-nucleotide messenger RNA. RefSeq lists its product as uncharacterized. The record is from RefSeq and is a predicted model, not a curated record. Lineage: Eukaryota; Metazoa; Arthropoda; Insecta; Hymenoptera; Ichneumonidae. The coding region runs from base 1 to 960 and encodes 319 amino acids. The transcript has a single exon. Gene Ontology annotation, molecular function: nucleic acid binding. Gene Ontology annotation, biological process: DNA integration.
AUGGGCCAGCUGCCUUCAACACGGGUCACUCCAGCACGGGCUUUCUUAUUCACCGGCGUUGAUUACGCCGGGCCAGUCUCUCUCAGGAGCUGGCGGGGACGCGGGCACAAGACUUACAAAGGCUGGCUGUGCAUUUUCGUCUGCUUCACCACUUCGGCGAUGCAUCUCGAGGUCGUAACUGACGCCACCACUGACACAUUCAUCGCUGCAUUCCGCCGUUUCACCGGGAGACGGGGUCACGUGCAUACACUGUACAGUGACUGCGGAAAGAAUUUUCAAGGCGCGGAUGCAGAGCUACGGAGACUUUUCAACGGCGGGACUCGGGAAUCGCAACAGCUGGCGCAGUUACUGACCAACGACGGGACAAAGUGGGUUUUCAACCCCCCGGGUGCACCUCAUAUGGGCGGGAAAUGGGAAGCAGCGGUGAAAUCGGUCAAGUUUCACCUUCGGCGGACGCUUCGGGAGACCAGCCUCACGUUCGAAGAACUUACAACUCUUCUUACGCAAAUCGAGGCUGCGCUCAACUCACGACCGCUGCAACCACUCUCGGAAGAUCCGGACGAUCUCUCCGUGCUCACCCCCGGGCACUUCCUCAUCGGGGACGCACUCACGGCUAUACCUGAGCCAUCACUUCGGGAUGUGAACCUCACUCGGCUGGCACGGUGGCAACUCAUCCAGGAACGGGUCCAAUACUGUUGGGAGCAUUGGUCAUCGGGUUAUCUCCAGCAGCAGCAAUCCAUCUCCAAAUGGCAUCACCCCUCUCACCAAAUCCGGGUUGGUACAAUGGUGCUGCUGACUGACGAGAGUCUACCUCCACUCAAAUGGCCACUGGCACGGGUGGUCGAGGUUCAUCCGGGACCGGACGGGCUCAUUCGGGUCGUCACCAUUAAGACGGCGACCACGACACUCAAGAGGCCGAUCGCCAAACUAGCGGUCCUGCCAAUUCAUCCGGGAGAUUAA